Messenger RNA from Penicillium cataractarum, 900 nucleotides. RefSeq lists its product as uncharacterized. Lineage: Eukaryota; Fungi; Ascomycota; Eurotiomycetes; Eurotiales; Aspergillaceae. The coding region runs from base 1 to 900 and encodes 299 amino acids. The transcript is spliced from 3 exons. The record is from RefSeq and is a predicted model, not a curated record.
AUGGACGAUACUCCCAAAGUUGAAGUUUCCGGCACGGAUAGAUCCGACCUGCAGAAUGCAGCAAACAACACGUCCAACGAGGUGGAAAUGACCGGAACUCAGGAGACACCAGCCCCUCAGACUGAACAGACUGAGAACACGGAACAGACUUCUAAAGCUGGAGAUGACAUUAUUCUGCUUGAUGCGACCACUGAGGCCGAGCCUCCCACUCCAGCAAAGAAGAGCGCAGGCUUCAAGUUCCUCGACUUCCUUACCUCUCCGAUCGUCGAGAUUGUCAUUGGCGAAGGCGAUAAGAAGACCUCUAUGACUGCUCACCAAACCCUGCUCUUGGAUUCCCCAUUCCUCUCCGAAUUUAUGAACAAGUUCGAGUCCUCAGGUCCCCGCCGUAUUGAGCUCCCGAACGAAGACGUCGAUGCUUUUAGCUGCUUCCUGCAGUUUGAGUACACUCGAGACUACACCGUUACACAGCCAGAGACCCCAUCCGCAUCCGAAGAGCCGGAAGGCGCGACUGAUAAGACUGGGGAGGAAUUGCUGCGACACGCGCGCAUCUACACAUUGGCCGAGAAGCUGGGUCUACCACAACUGAAGAGCCUCGCCCACACCAAGAUCCAUCGCGUCAAUGGCACUCCUCGUGGCGAGCUAUCCUACGCUCGUUACGUCUACACUCACACCUCCCCAGACGACACUACCAUCCGCAGGCCCGUCGCUUCGUACUGGGCUUCUCGUGGUCACCUGCUGCGACACGAGGUUCAAGGGGACUGGGAUAGCAUGUGUCUCGAAGUCCCCGAAUUCACGACCGACGUGCUUAAGAUCCUGAUGGAUCGCAAGGAAAAGUCUGGCCCAGCAGAAGCAGAAUCGACCCCAAGGGGACGGAAGCGCCUGAGAGCCAGUGAGAAGUGA